Molecule: messenger RNA, 2037 nt
Organism: Lithohypha guttulata
Lineage: Eukaryota; Fungi; Ascomycota; Eurotiomycetes; Chaetothyriales; Trichomeriaceae
Gene: ARP9
Product: Actin-like protein arp9
Exons: 2
Coding region: 1-2037 (678 amino acids)
Biological process (GO): regulation of transcription by RNA polymerase II
Cellular component (GO): RSC-type complex; SWI/SNF complex
Source: RefSeq, a predicted model, not a curated record
AUGCCGCCUUUCAAAGAUGAGCACGUAUUAAUAAUAGCGCCUGGCUCGGCCAUUACCCAGACACAACUUGGCCUACCAGAAACAUUUACACCUCCACGAUGGCGCUUUCCAACACGAAUGUUUCCGGGCCUCAAAGAUGGGGAGUGGGAACCUGUAUUCGUACGCGAGAAGGUCAAAGUGAAAGAGCAGAUCAAUGGCCAUGUGAAUGGCACAACAGCAGAGCCAAAGGAUGUAGAAAUGAUAGACGGAGCACAACCGCGGCCAGAGACCAACGGCCAGACAACCAGCGAUCAUGAGACCAAGAUGGAGAACCUCCCUUCAGACUCGACAGGUGCGGUCCAACCCGCCGAGCCACAACCUGACACUACGAUGGCAGAAGAUGAAGAGACAGAAUACUACGAUGAUCCAUACACGUCAGCGAAUGCAGUAUACCCUCUUCAGUCUGGACGUAUUGAGAACUGGCCUUGCUUCUUCGCCCUGUUGUCGCAUAUAUACCAAAUGAUAUCUCCCCCCUUCCACAUGCCAGUAUUAGUGGUUUCACAGCCUUGCUGGACAGCAAGAGAUAAGGAAACCAUAACUCAGUACUUCUUCGAGAGCUGGAAAAUACCAGCACUAUGUAUCAUGGACAGCGCUUUGGCCGCCGCCUGGGGGUUUGGUGUGCAGAGUGCUUGUGUGAUAGAUGUCGGACAGGACAAGUGUGAUGUUACGGCAAUAACGGAUUAUGUUGUCAACGAAAUCGGCAGGGGUGUAGCCAUCGAGGGCUGUGGUGGAAGCGCCCUUACAGCAAGAUUAAGAGAAGAGUUUGAGAAGCAGAGGGAGAGAUACGAAGGUAUCGAGGAUCUAAAUGAGCUGGCUGAGCAGGUCAAGCGCAAUGCAAUAUGCGAGAUCCUGCCAGCUGGAGUACCAUUACCAGGACAGGCGCCUGAAGUCGUUCAACAACCAGCCCCGAAUCCUCUCGCCGCAGCGAGCACCGGCUCUGAAGCUCCACCGAAUCCUUCUGAGGUUGUCCCAAAGGCAGCACAAAACGGGGAAGCUAGUAAGGUGGGCACUACUGAAGAGGAAGAAAACGAGGGUGUGCUCGACGUGGCGUCUAUUGUGGCCAGAAGUGAUGCCGCAGAGCUAUUGGCCAAGCGAGAGCGGGAAAAGGCGGAAAGAGAAGCAAAGAAAAAAGGAGGCGCUGUCGAGGCACCCAAGCAAAACAGGCUACGAAAUUCCGACAAGCACACUGCUAGCUUCACUUUCGAGGACUAUCCUGCUCCGACGUUGGAUCACUCAGAUACUUCGACGAGGAGCCGGAAGCGAAAGCGAGAGGUCGAGGUUGGACCAGAAAGAUUCCUGCUAGCCACAUCAUCCGCGGAGUCGUCAGACAAUGUAUUGGAAAGGAUAGCUAGUGCAGUGCAUGGAACUAUCAUGGCUGUUCCCGAUAUAUCUGCUCGGUCGGCGCUGUGGGACAACCUGAUAGUAGUGGGCAAUGGCAGUAAAGUUAGGGGCUUCACAAACGCCUUGGUGGAAACACUAUCAGCACGAUAUACACUUUCGCCAUCCAACACCACAAUAUUCACAUCCGAAAUACCUUCAACCUUCUCCACGCCAGUACCGACCGGCGGCACGAACACACCAAUCCCGGGUCAGGCGAGCAGUGCACAACAUCACACUGGCUCAGGUGUCAAUCCACUUCUUGUUGCGGCAACUAAGAAUAUGAUGCAGCCUGGUCAGCAUCUGCAGGUGCCUGGUCAACUGCAACAGCAGCAUCUACAUGGUGGCUAUACGCCUCUAGGAGCCAUGGAUCAAAUGCAGCAUCAGAGCUAUAGAGGCAUGUCACAAUCACCUACCAGUAUGAAAACUGUAAAAGCACCCGAGUACUUUCCUGAGUGGAAGGAUCCAUCGGUGGCUGGAAUGGAAGAGGCAAACUUUCUUGGAGCCCAGGUCGCAGCCAAGGUUGUGUUCAUUGUUGACCAGGGCAUCAGCAAAGGCUUCUUGACCAGAAGUGAAUACAAUGAACUUGGGCCUGAAGGAAUACAUAGCUGUGCGAUGUGA